Tachyglossus aculeatus (Australian echidna) is the source of this 1339-nucleotide messenger RNA. RefSeq names its product cystathionine gamma-lyase-like. Gene Ontology annotation, cellular component: cytoplasm. Gene Ontology annotation, molecular function: pyridoxal phosphate binding; cystathionine gamma-lyase activity. Lineage: Eukaryota; Metazoa; Chordata; Mammalia; Monotremata; Tachyglossidae. Gene Ontology annotation, biological process: transsulfuration. The record is from RefSeq and is a predicted model, not a curated record.
AUGGAAUACUACCAGCAAGAAGGGAUCUUAAUCUUCAAGCAGCUGGUGCCUGGGCAGCACAUGGGUUUUGAAUAUAGGCGCUCUGGAAAUCCCAUCAAAAGCCUCGAAAAGGCUGUAGCUGCCUCGGAUGGUGCCAAAUGCAGCUUGGCUUUUGCCUCAGGAUUAGCAGCCACUGUAAACAUCACUCAUCUCUUAAAGGCAGGAGACCAAAUUAUUUGCAUGGAUGAUGUAUACGGAGGAACAAACAGAUACUUCAGGAGGAUGGCGGUGGAAAUGGGUUUGAAGCUUUCUUUUGUUGACUGUUCUAAACUGAAUUUGCUUGAAGCUGCUAUCAGACCAGAAACAAAGCUGGUUUGGAUUGAAACCCCCACCAACCCCAACUUGAAAGUCAUUGAUAUCGAAGCCUGUGCACAGAUUGUCCGUAAACAUGGAGACAUUAUUUUAGUUGCGGAUAGCACUUUCAUGUCGGCCUAUUUCCAGCGCCCCUUGGCUUUGGGAGCGGAUAUUUGUAUGUACUCAGCUACGAAGUAUAUGAACGGCCACAGUGAUGUUGUCAUGGGUUUGGUUUCUGUUAAUUCAGAGGACCUCUAUCAAAGGCUCCAGUUUUUGCAAAAUUCUCUUGGAGCAGUGCCAUCUCCAUUCUACUAUUAUCUCUGCAAUCGUGGUCUGAAGACAUUGCAAAUCCGGAUGAAGCAAUAUUUUCAGAAUGGACUGGCAGUUGCUAAGUAUCUUGAAUCAGAUCCCCGGGUGGAAAAAGUCAUUUUCCCUGGGCUGCCUUCUCAUCCUCAGCAUGAAUUGGUUAAAAGCCAGUGCACGGGCUGCCCUGAGAUGAUCACCUUUUAUAUUAAGGGCAACCUUCAGCAUGCUGAGACUUUUCUCAAGAACUUGAAGCUUUUCUCACUGGCUGAGAGCCUCGGGGGAUAUGAAAGUCUUGCUGAGCUUCUGGCAAUCAUGACUCAUGCCUCCGUUCCCAAAGAGGACAGAGAUGCCCUAAGAACCAGUGAGAUGCUCAUCCGCCUGUCUGUGGGCUUGGAAGAUACUGAAGAUUUACCGGAAGAUCUAGAUCAAGCCUUGAAGGCAGUGCACCCUCAGUAUACUAGUCGGAACUAGGAUUUGGGAACCUGUAAUUUAAAGCUGAUUCCUUCAAAGCUCAAAUGUCCAGAAGAUUGUUGUUUGAGAAGACCCGGAAUGAGCAUCGAAGGAUUUGCACUCAAGAUAUAAAACGGUUCUGUUCACUCUCAGACCCCUCACUACCUUUCAUGUCUCUAAUCUUUAAUGACUCAAAUUCACUGUUCAAAAUUCUUAUUUACCUGGUAUUAUGGAUUUUCAGAUCAACUGU